Spathaspora passalidarum NRRL Y-27907 is the source of this 1156-nucleotide messenger RNA. Its product is annotated as uracil-DNA glycosylase. Gene Ontology annotation, cellular component: mitochondrion; nucleus. Gene Ontology annotation, biological process: base-excision repair; base-excision repair, AP site formation via deaminated base removal. The transcript has a single exon. The record is from RefSeq and is a predicted model, not a curated record. Gene Ontology annotation, molecular function: uracil DNA N-glycosylase activity. NCBI's taxonomy places the organism in Eukaryota, Fungi, Ascomycota, Pichiomycetes, Serinales, Debaryomycetaceae. The coding region runs from base 50 to 1126 and encodes 358 amino acids.
AUGGAGGUCAAUAAUAGCAAGUAGAAUUAGACUAACGUGUACGCAACAAAUGUCCAAGAGGGUACUUAUAACUGAUUUCUUUAACAAUCAAGGUGCUGCUAAGAACUUGAAAAAGAAAAAGGUGACAGCAAAAAGUGAGCCGGUGGUAGUUAAGAAGUCUCCCUCCAGCAAAGAAAAUACAGAUGUCAAGAAGGAAACUACUAAAGAAAAAGCCAAGGUGGAAAUCGAAACUGAGAAAGUCGAACCGGUCAAAGAGGAAGUUGGAGUUGAGGAAGUAGUGGAACAAGCCAAACCCACAUCAAAUUACAGCGAUUUGUGCAAGCAAUACAACUUCAACAAGCUUGAUUGGCUCAAAUCAUUAACACCAGAGCAACGAGAAUUACUACAACUUGAAAUCAACACACUCCAUAUCAGUUGGUUGGCACCAUUGCAUAAGGAAUUAACCAAACCAUAUUUUCUCAAAUUAAAACAAUUUUUAAAGUCACAAUCUGGCAAAACAAUUUUCCCACCAGCAAACCAGAUUUAUUCUUGGUCUCAUUAUACGCCAUUGCCAGACAUAAAAUGUUUAAUCUUGGGACAAGACCCAUACCAUAAUUUCAAUCAAGCUCAUGGGUUAGCAUUUUCUGUAUUGGAACCUACAAGACCGCCACCGUCAUUAGUUAACAUCUACAAGACAUUAGCAAUUGAUUUUCCUCAAUUUAAAACUCCUGACUAUAAGGCCGGCGGUGGCGGGAAUCUCUCACAAUGGGCUAAACGCGGAGUAUUGCUACUCAAUGCCUGCCUUAGUGUUGAAGCACACAAGGCCAACAGUCAUGCUAAUCAAGGGUGGGAGAUGUUUACUGAACAAGUUAUUAAGGUUGCCAUUGAUCACCACAUCAAGCAAAACCAAGGGUUUGUGAUUAUGGCGUGGGGAAGUCCUGCGCAGAAAAGAGUGAUUAAGUAUAAUCAACAAUUAAGUAGACACCCUGAUGAGUUUCUUGUUUUGAAAACAGUCCAUCCAUCGCCAUUAUCUGCACAUCGUGGAUUCUUUGAUCUGAAGGUGUUUAAAAACUGUAACGAAUGGUUAGACAAGCAUAAUUUACAAAGAAUUGAUUGGGGAUUGGUUGAGGGAAAUAUAGUUGUGUAAAACUUGUAUAGAAAAAGACACUAGUUUUUC